Messenger RNA from Cylindrotheca closterium, 1569 nucleotides. Lineage: Eukaryota; Bacillariophyta; Bacillariophyceae; Bacillariales; Bacillariaceae. The record is from the annotation of a GenBank genome assembly.
AUGGAACAUCAUCGAAAGUGCCGCUUUAAUUUUGCUUGGUCUCACGGCUAUCAUCCAAAUUACCGAUUUGGAAGAGCUGAACUUUCCGAUGCCAGGCAUAUUCUCAUCGAGCCUCCAAACUAUCCUGGGAGUUUCCGGAUACGAAAUCAGAUCUGGGAUGCUGCCUUGUUUGAUGUCUUUGUGAACCUAUUCGAUCACUUUGCUUCCGAGAACAUCAUUUGGGAAGAAUUUGAUUUCUUCUUCAUGAGCACCUAUGAUAAAAAGUCUUGGAAGUUCAUUCGCCCUCUGCUUCAGCGAGCCAGCUCCUUGGGUAUCUAUAAGAAACUUCGUGUCGAAAUGCAACUCCUCUUUGGGCCAGAGAAUCCACCAGAUACCACAAAAGAAUUCCUGUUGGAGGGAAUCGACCGGAACGAGAACCUUCAAGCCAUAGAACUUAUUUCGGUUCACACCAAAUCGUCGGAUCCUUUGGUGAGGGGAGAGCAUCCAUUUCAAAUGAGUAAAGGGGAUUGCAUUGCUCUAAAUCGAUUAUCAGAAGCGACUGAUUCUUUGAAAGAAUUGUCGCUCAAUGGAAUUGGAAUGUUGCAAACAAUGGGAGCUUCCGAUGGAGAAGGAGAACAAGAACGGAUUUGGUAUCAUCCGUUGUGUGAAGGAUUGGCAAAGAAUUCAUCGUUAGAAACAAUCAAAUUAGAUUUUGUGGGAUGUCGGAUGACGGAUAUGUCGCUUGCUCAAUUGGUCAUGUCGAUAUCCAAUAUUCCUACCCUCAAGUCGUUGACUCUCAAUUUCCCCUGUCAAGCGGGACCAUUGACUUCCGCAGCACUGCAAGACCUGCUCUUGAAAUGCCAUUCGUUGACGGAUCUGGUAUUGAAUGGUCCAAUUUCGGUUUCUUCGAGCAACCACGAAGAAGUCGAGACGGAAAAGGAGAGUGUCAAUGGCAAUGCCGGUCCACUACAGCUAGAUGCGAGCCAAAUUUUGCACGGCAUCCAAGAGAGCCGAUCUCUCAAGUCACUCAAGCUGCAACGGAUUAUGAAUGCUGAUUGGAGUCUAUCACGGAUUUUCGAAGCGAUAUGGAGUUGUCAAACCCUGUGCCAAAUCGAAGUCGAUGACAACGUGGAGAUAAUGCAGGAUUUGGAAGCGUUAAUUUCUAUGGAACGCUUUGAUAGACACAUGCGAUUGAUUCUACCAGUAGACCAAUAUCUGCAAGAUUAUGAGAGUGAGAAUGCGGUGGAAGUCCUCCAGGGAUUUUUGUUCAAACAUCCAGAAAUGCGAUUGAAGCCACCAUCUGUACUAUCCAAAAGAGCCAGAAACAAAAGAACCACCUCUAAUAAUCCUUCGGGAUUUUUCUCGCAACGCUUCAUGGCUUUGAUGGAGGAGUCUAUGUUCCUUUCGAAAUCGCUCAAGCACAUUUGUGACUUUAAUUGGCACGGCAGGUAUCUCAUGCACACUCCAGCAGUUCCUUUGGGAUUGUGGCCACGAGUGAUGGAACGGGCAACGACAAAUCCAAGCGUACUAUAUGAGUUGUUGAAAAGUCCAGCGUUGGUUUCUUGGGGUGGUGGUGCUACUGAAUCAUAG